This is a messenger RNA of Centropristis striata (black sea bass), 2720 nucleotides long. RefSeq names its product NCK-interacting protein with SH3 domain-like. Gene Ontology annotation, biological process: endocytosis. Lineage: Eukaryota; Metazoa; Chordata; Actinopteri; Perciformes; Serranidae. Bases 269 to 2476 code for a protein of 735 amino acids. The record is from RefSeq and is a predicted model, not a curated record. The transcript has 13 exons. Gene Ontology annotation, molecular function: protein binding; Arp2/3 complex binding.
GCUCUGCCUUUGAUUAAAAUGUCUGGGGGGGCGUGUUCACGGUGCAGCAGCGCCCCCUGCGGUGUUUACUGGUAACAGUCACAGGUCAGAUGAUCCGAGAGCUUCAUAGUAAAUAGACGGAGGCGAUCCACCGGGGCCAUGCCUUCAUAGACUCUUUAAAUCACCUCCAGAAGACCACAUAUCCACACUCGGACACUCGUUUCCUACAGACGCCGCUUUUCUGUCUGUUUUGGGUCAUAUCGGCGUGUAAACGUGUCAUUAUUAAAGUAUGUAUCGGUCUCUGUACGCCUUCCGAUCCGCGGAGCCCAACUCCCUGCACUUCGCGGCCGGAGAAAGCUUCCUAAUCCUGGAGAGGAGCAACAAACACUGGUGGCUGGGGUCCCGCUGCAGCUCGGGGGAAACCGGCUACAUCCCAUCAUCAUACAUCGAGAAAAUACAGGCUCCGGAGCAGGAUGAGGUGCUGCAGUCUAUUGACAGAGCAAUCGAAGGAAUCCACAAUGUGGCCUUAAAAAACGGAGGCAAAUACAAUCUGGAACAGAGAGAUGUUCUCCAAAAGUUGAUCCAUCACAGAAAGGAGACGCUUGCACGACGAAGCUCCUCUUCCCCCGGUCUCAAACAAGGCCUCCCGUCCUCCAGCAGUGAAAUAUCUCUCAGUCAGACUCCUCCACCCAACGGCCUUAACCGGGACUACGGACGACAGGGGAGCGUGCCACUAUCAGGAAGCGCAGACAAUAUACAGGCAGAACAGGGCUUUUAUCAGGUGCCUCCUCAAGCUCGACGUGCGGCUCCGAUCACCCCACCUCCUCCUGAGAAACAGAGAAACAGCCGCCGUCUAGAGCCGGAGGUGCCUUCCAGAGGGUCCUCUCUCCCUCCGUCCCCUGCUCCCUCCCUCACGAUCAGCACCACCUCUCUGGAGUCUGGCUCCUCCCGCUCACCGGCCUCCUCUGAAGUCAGCUUGCCAAGUGUUUCCAGCACCCCUCCUCCUCCUGUGCCAUCUCGUGUGAAACCCACUGCACCGCCUGUAGACGCGCUGCCCUCUGACUCCCCUCCUCAGCCGGCUCCUGCAAAGAAGAGCCCGGCUCCACAGCCUCCCCGGCUCACCCCUCCUCCCUCGCAGCCCGCUGUGGAGGAGCAGCCGGAGAGCGAAUGGCCUGUUGCUCCCCCUUCUGUCGCUGAAAGCCCUCCUGGCAGCCCCACUACCCCUGAGCCAGUGCCCAUGACUAUCGGGGCCGAGCUGAUCGAGCUGGUACGGAAGAACACGGGCCUGAGUUACGAGCUGUCGCGGGUGGCGGUCGGCGUGGUGGUCGGCCAUCUGCAGACGGCCUUACCUCAGGCUUCCUCCGAUCUGGAGCAAGUUCUCCUCUCGCUGGUGGAGAGCAAGGAUCUGAGCUCAGCGCUGCCGCAGGGCCAGGUGUGUCACGAUGAACAGAGGCUGGAGGUGAUCUUCAGCGACCUCGCCCGACACCGGGACGAUUCUCAGCAGCGCAGCUGGGCGCUUCACGAAGACCACGCUCUCAUCGCCUGCUACCUCGAGGAGCUGCUGAAGAUACUGACUGAUGCAGAUCCAGAGGUGUGUAAGAGGAUGUGCAAAGUCAACCACUCUGAGAAUGUGCUGUCUCUGGUGUCAUACUAUCAGAUGGAGCACCGUGUGUCUCUUCGGCUGCUGCUGCUCAAAGUGUUCGGGGCGAUGUGCAGCCUGGACGCGUCGCUCAUCUCCUCCCUCCUCAACUCCAUCCUCCCCAUGGAGCUGGCCAGAGACCUCCAGACUGACACUCAAGAGCACCAGAAGAUGUGUUACACAGCUUUGGUACUUACUAUGAUCUUCUCAAUGGGUGAACAAGUGCCAUAUCAUCACUACGAACACUUGAAUGCUGACUUUGUUAAGUUUCUGCUGGGCGUGGUGGAGGACGGGCUGCCCUCUGAUCCCACAGAGCAGCUGCCUGACAUCUUCCUGAACCUCCUGCUGUCCUUCAAUCUGCACCACACAGCACCCAGCAACAAUGUGAUCAUGCAGGAACUGAAGGAGAAAAAUGUGAAGAUCCUGACAGAGAAAGUGCUGCUGCUUCUGAACAGAGGCGACGACCCUGUGUGCAUGUUCAAACACACCCCGCCUGCACCUCACGCAGUGCUGAAGUUCCUGCAGGAUGUUUUCGCCAGCCGAGAGACCGCUGACAUCUUCUACCGCACUGACAUGAUGGUGAUGAUCGACAUCGCUGUUCGACAAAUAUCUGACCUUUCACCUGGAGACAAGCUGAGGAUGGAGUAUCUGUCCCUCAUGCACUCCAUAAUACGCUCGACGGACUACCUCGAGCACCAGCACCGCCUGUCCGACCUGCAGGGCGUGCUGCAGAGGAUUCUCAGGGAGGAGGAAGACCUGGGAGAGGACGAAGGGAGCGCGACAGCCAAGCAGAUGGAUAAGCUAAUUGUUCAGCAGAUCCACAAGGAGUUCCCACAGAUCUGUGAGAGCCAGGACUAACCAUGUCAGUAUCAUGCUCACACACUGUAGUCUGCUCCCGUCUACUGCAGGAAGGUACAAUAAAGCUUGAAAGAAGAACUGACAUUUGACGGGACACCCUGUAUUCUGUGCCAGCCUGCGCUGAGAGAAGCUAACCAGUGUUGCCAACAUUUUUCUUUUUUCUUCUUGUAGUCCAGGGCUGCAUGUGAUGUUGAUUUCAGAAAGAUUUUCCUGCUUUUUCGCACCUUUUCCCUCCUUCAAUGAA